AUGUGAUUAUUUUCUUACUAAUCUGCACAUUCCUAAAUAGAGAGAGAUUAUCUCUUAUAUAUAAUCUGUUUACUGAUAAACAACCACCCCCAAGAUCUAAAUAAAUCACAUACCUCUUUUUACCACAUUCAAGGCAAUGGCUUUCUCUUGCGUCACAAGAGACCUAAUUUCAGUUCUUUCCCUUCUUCUUCUAUCAUUUACCCCUUCGUCGUCAUCUUUUUCUCCGAGGGACAAAGUCACAAUAGGAGUGCUUGCCCAACUCUGCGCAAAACCGCCAAUCUACGACCAUUUCUGCGCCGGUUGGCUAGCCCCUGAUCCAGAAACUUUCAACCUCGACAUAAGUGGUCUUGUCGACUUGGUCCUCCAAAAGACGCAGUUGUUUGCCUAUAAAAAUCUUGCCAUGAUGAAAGGCUUAAUGAGAACCACAAAUGAUCCGAGGCUCAAGGCCCCAUAUACGACUUGUGUGACAGGUUAUGAGUCAGCCAUUAAAGCCAUCGAGGGAGCUCAAACGUUUGCGACCUCUAAAUCGUACAAGCUAGCAUCUCAAGCUGCUUCUAAAUCCUUUGAUAGUAUAUCUUCUUGUGAACCUAAUCUUAAAGGACAGCAAAAUGUGCCUGCUUAUGUUCCUCAACGCAAUUUGAUGUACGGAAGAAUGUGUACCGUUGAUUCAGUUUUUUCGAGCGUUUUAAGUUCUUGAUUCUUUUGUAUCUUUCAUUCACCUACAAGGUGGCAAUAAAAAAUAGACCUAUCAAAACUCCAUUUACUAUCUGGUGUAAUAACAUAUGUUUUUCUUUUGAUAAGUUUCUUGGAUUUCCAACUUAAAACUAAUUGGCAAUUAUUAGAUUGACCUUAACUUUCUAUAUAUUAUUUAAUGUUAUGCUCGGAACUUUAAAACAUUUAUACACGGUCGAGCGAGUCAAUUACGACAUUAAUACCCGGUCAGGUAUGAUUAUACUAAUUAAGGAUUUAGGGUAUUUAGGAUAUGGGCUAUGAUAACCAUUAGUCUCACGGAAUCCAUCAUACCCCUCCGAGAUAAUGCUCUUUUCUAGCUAUCUCGAAGAAAUUGAGCCUUUCAUUGGGCCAUCAAUUCGUGGGAUGAUCGGGCCACUUUCCGGGUCGGAUUAAUGGAUCAGGAUAUUGGGUCCGUUCUGAUAUCAUGAUAAAUUUUAUGGGCUUCCAACUUAAGAUAAAUUGACAAUUAGUAGAUUGACCUUAACCAUUUAUAUAUUAUUUAAUGUAUUUUAAAAUUCCCAUGUGGAAUACUUAUCCCUAAUAUCUUUGUUUCUUAUAUUUACUUUUUCAUUUUUUUUUCAUGUAAAGUUUUGUUACGCUAUGUUGAUUAUAUAUGUUGUGAUGUAGAAAUUAUAGGUAAAGAUAAAAGAUAUCUAAUCUAUUUUAUUAAAAUAGAAGUCGUAAUUUCUUUUCAAGUUUCAUAUUUAAAAUUUGGAUUUUCCCUAAAAAAUUAUGUGAUAGGUAUUUCUAAAUAACAUUUUGGCAUCAUAGCUAAAUCACCUCAUAUAUUAUCGACUACAAUAACUAUUUUGCUUAUAUAUUGGUUCGGUUUACUAAAAUAUUUUGUCAUAAAAAAAGAAUCACAUUAUAGAUGUGCGAGUAUAGUAACAUUCUCCUCUAUGGCAACUGAAAAAA
Molecule: messenger RNA, 1647 nt
Organism: Brassica napus (rape)
Lineage: Eukaryota; Viridiplantae; Streptophyta; Magnoliopsida; Brassicales; Brassicaceae
Product: pectinesterase inhibitor 1-like
Exons: 1
Coding region: 137-697 (186 amino acids)
Biological process (GO): negative regulation of catalytic activity
Molecular function (GO): pectinesterase inhibitor activity
Source: RefSeq, a predicted model, not a curated record